Messenger RNA from Branchiostoma belcheri (Belcher's lancelet), 693 nucleotides. RefSeq lists its product as uncharacterized. Lineage: Eukaryota; Metazoa; Chordata; Leptocardii; Amphioxiformes; Branchiostomatidae. The coding region runs from base 340 to 672 and encodes 110 amino acids. The transcript has 3 exons. The record is from RefSeq and is a predicted model, not a curated record.
GUGGAUAGUCAGAGUUCCUCCUAUAGACCAUUGUUUGUGCACAUAGAGAUAUGUGGGUGCUGUAAUACAUUGUAAUAAGGACAUUAAUUAGCGCGAGCGCCCGCGGGCCAAGAACAAGGUUCAAGAAGUAUAGUGAAGAGGGCCUGCAUGGGGGGUAGGAUUACGAAUUAUGCAAAAUUUUCGCGGACAAUAUUACCAAUUACGUUAAAGUCUCAGACCUUAUAACGACUUAAAUCUUUGCAGCUACGGUCCUAUUACGGAUUACGUUGAUUUUGGGGAGGUUGUCUUCAUGAUUCUAUGAAGACUGAAAAGGCCUGAUUACGCCUUACGAAAAACGACAUGCAGGCCCCAAGAAAAGUCCCAGCAUUCCUCGCGCGAAGGAUAACAUCCGGUUUCCGUCUACAUCAAUCUGAAGUUUUAUACCGGGGUAUUUACCUCAUUUGCGAAAUGCCUAGGCGUAAGAAGAAAAAAUUGACUGAGAGGUUGAGUGCAUGGAAGGAAGAGCCAAAAAAGGAGAAGCAACCCAGCCAGCAGGAUGACAAACAAGCAGAGAUAGAGUCAGUACAGGAAGUAGAGUCAGGAGUACAGGAGCCAGCUGAAAUGCUCAUGGAGGUGGAGGUCUUGGUUCGAUGGAGGACUAACCAUGUGUCAGUACCUGAACCGUCGAGAUGAGAGAGGGAAACGUCCAGGAGA